Molecule: messenger RNA, 1065 nt
Organism: Psilocybe cubensis
Lineage: Eukaryota; Fungi; Basidiomycota; Agaricomycetes; Agaricales; Agrocybaceae
Exons: 3
Coding region: 1-1065 (354 amino acids)
Biological process (GO): rRNA processing; regulation of gene expression; primary miRNA processing
Cellular component (GO): nucleus
Molecular function (GO): ribonuclease III activity; double-stranded RNA binding
Source: RefSeq, a predicted model, not a curated record
AUGCACCAUGUCCACCGCCGUCUCCUCACCACCGCCGCCCGCCUUCCCGCAGUCUCCCCGGCGUCCCUCCCCGCCUUCCCCCCGAAGGAGGCACUGAAGACCGCCGCCGACAAGGACACCUUUGUCCAGCAAGAAUUCAACCCCGACGCCUGGGCUGCUCUCCAGCCAGCGCCCUCCACCGCCCUCGUCGCCUUCUCCCAUCGUAUUGGCCUCGCGUCCCUCUUCGACUCUCCAGACACCAUCCGCCAGGCGUGUACUCACCCCUCCUUCGUUCCCCUGUUCCGUCAGCACUAUCCAGCCAUGGACGAGCCAAAGACCAACGCUCGUCUCGCCACCCUCGGCAACUCCCUCAUGGGCCUCUUUGCCGCAGAGCACAUCCAGGCCAAGUAUCCCUAUCUGCCUACGCGUGUCAUGAAGGCCGCCGUCACUGCCCACGUAGGCCCCAUGACCUGCGAGGCCGUCGCUAGAGAAAUGGGCGCAACCCCACUCCUCCGCUGGCAUCGCGGCAAUGCCAAAGACGAUACCCGCACCCUCCUCCACUCCGAAGCCCUGGCAUCUAUACCCCGCUCAAUAACAGGUCUGCUUUACAAGCAGCGUUCUCUUCUUGCCGCACGCGAGUUUGUUCAUUCGUAUUUCCUCACCCGCGAAAUCGACAUCCGCGCCAUGUUAAAGUUUUACAACCCCAAAAAAGCCCUGCUGGAGAUGGUCAAAAAGUAUCAGCGGGAACCCCCAAAAUCUAGACUGUUGAAGGAGACCGGUCGCUUUUCCAACUCACCCGUGUUUGUCGUUGGCAUCUACUCAGGUGCUGACAAGUUGGGAGAAGGAUUCGGCGCGUCGUUAAGCAUGGCAGAGUACCGCGCUGCAGAAGAUGCUCUGCACAGGGUAUAUCUCACACAGAGACCCAACGAAUUGAUCCAGCUGCCUUCAUCGACGUUGGUGCAUCGCCAAAACAGCAUAUACGAGCCUUCGAGUGCCCAGGCAAAAUACACCGCCCCAGAACUCGUGCCGUCAGAAAUCAUCUACGCCAGUUCAGGCAAGAGCGGAGUGUCGCUGGCGCGCUCAUAG